Molecule: messenger RNA, 1374 nt
Organism: Priceomyces carsonii
Lineage: Eukaryota; Fungi; Ascomycota; Pichiomycetes; Serinales; Debaryomycetaceae
Gene: TUB4
Product: gamma-tubulin
Exons: 2
Coding region: 1-1374 (457 amino acids)
Biological process (GO): mitotic sister chromatid segregation; mitotic spindle organization; mitotic cell cycle
Cellular component (GO): gamma-tubulin complex; microtubule; nucleus
Molecular function (GO): GTP binding; structural constituent of cytoskeleton
Source: RefSeq, a predicted model, not a curated record
AUGCCAGGAGAAACUGUUACAAUACAUGCUGGUCAAUGUGGAAAUCAAGUCGGAUAUCACUACUGGAACCAGUUAGCAUCUGAGCAUGGCAUUUUACCCGAUGGAACUCUCCAGCCAUAUCCAAAGGAAAACCUUUCGUUUUCUAGUAGCAAAGAGAGUACUGUUAACAAUGAUUCCAUAAACAGGCAUGAUCGUAGCGAUGGCUUUUUCACGUCGGACAACCAAAGAUAUACACCCAGAGCUAUAUUAAUAGAUUUAGAGCCUUCAGUGAUUGCCAAAUCUACUAGUGCUUUGCCAAUGCUUAAUCCUAGAAACAUUCACCUCAGCAAGCGAGGCAAUGGGGCGGCCAAUAACUGGCAGAGAGGCUAUGACUAUGGGUUACAGUAUCAAGAUGACCUAAUUAAUUUGAUUGACCGUGAAGUCGACAAAUGCGAUAAUUUAUCAAACUUUCAAUUAAUGCAUAGCGUGGCUGGCGGGACCGGAUCAGGUGUGGGCUCAUUACUACUUGAACUUUUGACUGACAGGUAUGGCAGCAAAAAGUUAAUAAACACAUUCCUGAUAUUCCCGUCAAACGAAAAGACUUCUGACGUUGUUGUACAGCCAUAUAAUACAAUGCUUACUUUAAAAAGACUAAUUGAUUUCAGUGAUGCCACGUUCAUUUUUGAGAAUGAUGCACUCAACAAUAUUGAAAAUAUUUUAAGUUAUAAGAGUAAUAUAGCAUUUGAAGGAGCCAACAAGCUCAUAUCAUACGUACUGGCAAGUUUAUCUAAUCCCUUGAGGUUCCCCAAUUACAUGUAUAGUUCUUUCGAGUCUAUCCUUUCAACGCUCAUACCAACUCCAGAUUUGAAAUUUAUCACAUCGUCAUUGGCACCGGCCAAUCUUAAUGAGUAUGAUACCAUGCUCGAGCUCUCUAACGAUAGGUAUAAGUUAAACAGUACACAUGGAGCUGCGAAUUAUAUUUCUACAUUGAACUACUUGAUUGGCCUGGAUUUAAAACAAGAUGAAAUAAGAAAAGGGACUUUAAGAGCACAACAACGUAUUUCAUUCGUACCUUGGACCUCUUCCUCAAUUCACUUGGUCAAUUGCAAAAGGUCGCCUUUUGCUAAAGAUGAUUUCAAGGGAUUGCAAGUUUCCAACAAUACUUCUAUGAUUCAUGUUUUUUCGAAGGUAGUUAAGCAAUUUGAUCUAUUAGCCAAACGUGAAGCUUACAUCAAUUACUACACUGAUUCCAACGAAAGUGAAGAAAGGCUAAGGGUGCUUGACUUGUUUAAUGACUGCAAGGAGAGCGUUCUUCAUGUUAUUGAUGAAUAUAAAUCAUGUCAAGAUCAAAGUUAUCUAGAAGACGAGAUUCUUGAUGAUGAUGAGCUUAUGUAG